This is a messenger RNA of Odontomachus brunneus, 3190 nucleotides long. RefSeq names its product mediator of RNA polymerase II transcription subunit 25-like. Gene Ontology annotation, cellular component: mediator complex; transcription regulator complex. The transcript has 15 exons. Bases 21 to 2669 code for a protein of 882 amino acids. Lineage: Eukaryota; Metazoa; Arthropoda; Insecta; Hymenoptera; Formicidae. Gene Ontology annotation, biological process: positive regulation of transcription by RNA polymerase II. The record is from RefSeq and is a predicted model, not a curated record.
UGCAUUAGUGCGCAGUGCUUAUGACAAUGGUAACAGGUCCUACAGAACAAGGAAUGCAAGCUGAUGUUAUAUUUGUUAUUGAAGGAACGGCUGUUAAUGGCGCAUAUCUUAAUGAUCUCAAAACAAAUUAUAUCAUACCAACAUUAGAGUAUUUUAAUCAAGGUAGCAUAGAAGACAGGGAAUAUAUCUCUGAGAACAGCACAACAUUAUAUGGGAUAGUUGUUUAUCAUGCAGCGGAUUGUUUACCGGCACCUUGUACAGAGACCUUUGGUCCUUACACAAAUCCACAUAAAUUGCUGAUAGUACUAGAAAAGCUCGAAAUGGUUGGAGGAAAGGGUGAAUCCUAUGCAAACAUAGGUGAAGGUCUAGCAACAGGAUUGCAAUGUUUUGAAGAUUUACAAUUGAAACGAGAGCCCAACACAGCAUCCCAAAAACACUGCAUCUUAAUAUGCAAUUCACCUCCGUAUCAAAUUAUGAUUCAAGAAUGUUACAAGUUUGCUGGUCAUACUAUUGAGCAAUUGGCUGCCAUUUAUCAAGAGAGGAACAUCAACAUCUCUAUAUUAUCACCAAGAAAGAUCCCGGCGUUGUUUAAGUUAUUCGAAAAGGCCGGUGGUGACUUGCAGUCAUCACAAACGAAGAAUUAUGCCAAGGACCCGAGGCAUUUGGUGCUUUUGCGUAAUUACAACUUGAAGGAACGUCCCGUCAGCCCCGUUAUGGGCGGUAACGUUCACAAUGCCGCCGCCACCGCGGCACAAAUUCCUUUGAGCCCGUUGCAGAGUAAUGACAGCCCGAACACGAAUCAGGUGCAGCAAAAUAUCGCUCCGCCGAGUCAGCCGCAAGGUUCUCCCUUCAGGAGCCAGGCGCCGCAGAAUAUCUCCUCUGUGCAUCAGGCCGUGACGCCAUCCAUGGCGGCUCCGAUGAACACCGCGCGCCCGCCUUACAAUCCACAAAUAGCUGCGCCACCAAAUUAUCAUCCAGCAGGCUUGGGUCCAAGGACAACGCAUACCAGAUGGAUGCGGCCGUUCAUAGCUCCUGGAGCAACCGCGCCCGCAAAUACGCAGAACAGCAGCGCGCUGAUAGCGCAACUGACGCAACCACCCUCGUUAGGACUCAAUGUAGCUACGUUCGGCCAAAGAUUAGAUGUUGCUGGAAAUAACGUUAUGGCACCUGGACCACAACAGCAGCAGCAACUUACACAGCAACAGCAACAAAUGCGAUUGACGAUGCAAUUGCAACAACAAAACGCGCAACAAGCUACCAUGUCUAUGAAUGCCCAGCCGACCCACAGUCAGCCAGGAUCACAGCUUACUGUAUCUUGUAUGAGUCAGUCGGUGCCCACUCAAGUGCCACAAACUGUCACAGCUUCGCAAGCACCAAUCGCAGUGUCCUCUGUUACGCAACAGAUUGCACCUCCUCAGGCACAGGGUAAUGUGCAAGGUACUGUACAAGGCACUGUACAAGGCCAACAACUCGUGCAACGUGAGCGUCAGAAUAUCUGGCAAGGUAUUUUGGAGUGGAUUGAGAAGGCCAAGAAUCCCACAGAUACGCAGAAACAGACAAGACACGUGCCAUGUCAAGUGUCGGCUAAUUCGAAAGACGGAGACCCAGAAUUGAAAGCGGAUACAUGGCCGCCAAAAUUGAUAAUGCAAUUGAUGCCGAAACAAUUGAUAGGAAAUAUCGGCAGUUCCUAUCUAAAAAAUUCCAAAUCUGUUAUUUUCCAUCCUACGCCAUGUGAAGCGCUGGAAUCCUUGACGAAAAUGAUGAGCGCCGGAUUUGCCGGUUGCGUUCACUUCACCUCAGUCCCGCCGAGCCCAGCUUGUGAAAUCAAAGUGCUUAUACUCUUAUAUACUGCAGAGAAAAAAUCAUACCUGGGUUUUAUUCCGAACGAUCAAACAGCUUUUGUAGACAGUCUGCGUAAAGUGAUACAACAGCAGAAGACGUCUCAUGCCUCUAUGAGACAGGGACAAGGCAAUCCUGGCCCGGGGAAUACGAUUCCGGCGCCCAUGCCUACUACAGGCACGCAGGGCGGUAUUCUUAUGUCCCAAACGAACACCAUGGCGAUGGGUGGUGGUCAAAUAACGCAAAACGUUAUAUCUAGCAAUGCUUCCCCGCAAACUUUAAAUUCGACUGUCCCGCAAACUCAAAUGAAUAUGCAGAAUACCGGCAUUAGUGGACCUCAAGCGAACGCCGGUGCCGGAGGCAUGAUCACUCAGCAGAGACCUCCGUUUGAUGAUUUGGAACUUGCCAGACAUCAAAAUUUAUUAAAGAUCCAACAGUUGAGGCAAACAUUGGAGGCUGCGCAGCAGCAAGAGGCGCAAUAUAAAUCGCAAUUAGAAGUAAACAUUCAACAGAAUUUGGAGGUUGCGCAGCAACAAGAAAUGCAGUAUAAACAGCAGCUUGAGGCGCAACAGGCACAAAGAGGCCUCAAUCCAGCUGCCAUGGCCAACCAACAAGCAAACACUCAAAGGAUGAUGCGUCCUGUCACUACCAAUAAUCUCGGUCUUAGACACUUGUUACAACAGCCACAAUCUCAGUACAGACAACAGGUGUUUGGAGUGCAGCAACAAAUGGUUGGACCAAGAGGUCAGAUAACAGCCAGACCAAUGGCACCGGGUAAUGCACAAAAUCAGCAGUUCGAGGACGUACCGAAUUAUGACUUUUUGAAUUAAGCUUUGUUAACAAGUGAUUUGUUAAUGUUUAAUAAUCAGUAAUGUAAGAAUCAAAUGUCGAGUCAAUCUCAACUCAUAGUGCAAUUGUUAUUUUAUAUCAGAAUAAUAUAGAGAAUGACAGUUUUCUACUUUAUCUUUCAAAAAAACACAUGCAAGUGUCACUCUUCGAUUUUACUAAAUUUUAGAUAUCGAAAAAUGUGAAAGACACCACUACAUACUCGUUACAGGAGUUUUUCCUGUAAUAAGAUAUUGUAGUUUAGGAUAAAAAGGAGACGCGUAUCUUUUUAAAGAUGCUCUUAAACGUAUUGAAGAGGUGAAACAUCCUCUUGAAAAAAUCGAUAUUUAUUUUUUAGCGAAUAUUGAUGAAAAACGCGAAAACGAUGAAAAACGACACUUGCGUGUUUUUUUAAAACAAAUUUUCAUAUUAAAUUUUUAGUUUAAUUUAUUGAUGAAUGUUUAAGUUAUUUGUUAUUUAUACAAAGAAUUUGUACAAUAAUCGGAGAUAAAUUUUUUUUCAAGAA